Messenger RNA from Phyllostomus discolor (pale spear-nosed bat), 3834 nucleotides. It is a transcript of the gene VASH1, whose product is annotated as vasohibin 1. The record is from RefSeq and is a predicted model, not a curated record. Gene Ontology annotation, biological process: regulation of angiogenesis. The transcript is spliced from 7 exons. NCBI's taxonomy places the organism in Eukaryota, Metazoa, Chordata, Mammalia, Chiroptera, Phyllostomidae. Bases 957 to 2042 code for a protein of 361 amino acids. Gene Ontology annotation, cellular component: cytoplasm.
CUUGCAUCCCGGGGCGACCCCGCUGAGCCCCGGGCCGCAGAGAGGGACCCGCGCCCGGUGAUGGCUCGGCUGACGCAGCGCCGCGCUGGGUGCCCGCUUUCCGCCCGCUGAGACGCGCCCGGCAGGGCACCGGCGGAGCCGAGGCUCUCCACGCCGCACCCUUCCCCCUUCUAGGGGCUCUGCUGCAGCUUCCUGGGAGCGAGGGGAUAGGGGGCAGAGACAAAGCCCACUUUGUGCGGGGAGUUGGCCGCGGGCGAGGAAUGCGCGCGUCGGCGCGUGCCCCCUCUCCGCACCCCGCCAGAUGCAAGUCCUGGCUCCGGGACUGGCCGCGGUGAAGAAAUCGCGUCCCCUCGCCGCCCCGGGUCGGGGUGGUCCAGGCUCAGAGCUGAUGCGACCUGAAGCCCCCUCGGUACCCCCUCCCCUCCUAAGCGCUCAGGUGUGAGUGUGCGGUAUUUGUAGAGGAAUUUGUUCUCUCCAAAACUAGGACCUGGGCAGCCCCGAGUAGGCACCGGUGCCUUGACCCUCUCUGUGGCCACGGGUCUGAGCUCUCUGACCUCAGUUGCCCGCCCCGCGCCCUGACUUUCCUCCUCUUUGCAAACCCAGACUGCUGCCCGGUUAUUGUUCUCCCUGUCAAAUGGGGGUGCUUUCUGAAGGCCGCCAAGUUGGGGUGUGUUCUCUUUAUCCCGUUUUUCAAAGGAUACAAGGCCUCUAAGGCUUACCCCAGACCACCAACCCCCUCUGCCCUUCCACUUCCCAUUGAGGCACUGAUUUUUUUUUUUUUUUCUUAUCGAAUAGUAUUUUAUUGUACUGGAGCCACGCCCUGGUUUCUUAAAGGCGCCUUGCACUCUGUUUGGCCAUGUGUUAUCUCUGCAGCUGGUGUGUGGGAGGCCUCCUGUGAGCCACCUAUUUUUUCCUGCCUCCCAUACUUCCUUCCACCCCCCGUCAAGGAUUCGGGGAUGCCAGGAGGGAAGAAGGUGGUGGGGGGCGCUGCUGCCCCCACUACUGCCGCUGCAGCCUCCUCUGGGGUCAGGCAUUUGGAGACCAACGAAGGAGCUUCGGUCCAGAGAGAUGACGAGCCAGAGGAAGAAGGGGAAGAGGACCUGCGAGAUGGAGGUGUCCCCUUCUUUGUUAACCGGGGUGGGCUGCCCGUGGACGAGGCCACCUGGGAAAGGAUGUGGAAGCACGUGGCCAAGAUCCACCCCGAUGGAGAAAAGGUGGCCCAGCGGAUCCGUGGAGCCACGGACCUGCCCAAGAUCCCCAUACCGACUGUGCCUACGUUCCAGCCCUCCACACCCGUUCCUGAGCGCCUGGAAGCCGUGCAGCGCUACAUCAGGGAGCUGCAAUACAAUCACACAGGGACCCAGUUCUUUGAAAUUAAGAAGAGCAGGCCCCUCACAGGGCUGAUGGACCUGGCCAAGGAAAUGACCAAAGAGGCUCUGCCAAUCAAAUGCCUGGAAGCUGUGAUCUUGGGAAUUUACCUCACCAACAGCAUGCCGACCCUGGAACGCUUCCCCAUCAGCUUCAAGACCCACUUCUCAGGGAACUACUUCCGCCACAUUGUGCUGGGGGUGAACUUCGGGGGCCGCUACGGGGCGCUGGGCAUGAGCCGGCGCGAGGACCUGAUGUACAAGCCGCCCGCCUUCCGCACGCUCAGCGAGCUGGUGCUGGACUACGAGGCCGCCUACGGGCGGUGCUGGCACGUGCUGAAGAAGGUGAAGCUGGGCCAGUGCGUGUCGCACGACCCGCACAGCGUGGAGCAGAUCGAGUGGAAGCACUCCGUUCUGGACGUGGAGAAGCUGGGCCGCGAGGACUUCCGCAAGGAGCUGGAGCGGCACGCCCGCGACAUGCGGCUCAAGAUCGGCAAAGGGACCGGCCCGCCCUCCCCGACCAAGGACCGGAAGAAGGACGUGUCCUCCCCACAGCGGGGCCAGUCCAGCCCCCACCGCAGGAACAGCCGCAGUGAAAGGCGGCCUUCGGGGGAGAAGAAGCCUCCGGAGCCCAAAGCCAUGCCGGACCUCAACGGGUACCAGAUCCGGGUGUGAGGCGGUGGCAGCACCCCGGCCUCACCCACUCCUGGGGCCAGGAUCACCUGUCAGAGCCAGCCUGGCCCGUGGACGGGAGGGCUGGUGGCGGGGCCAGUGAGAGGCUGCAGGAAGAGCGUGUUCUAGCUCAGGCACCCGAGCUGCUGCCCCUCCCGCUGGGCCAGGCCUCAUAGCUUCGGCCGAGAAGCAGUUAGUAUUUUAUUUAGAGUUUUUAACUUGACAACUAAAGUUUACGGUUUUUGGAGAAAAACUCAAAAUGGAAUAGAUCUGCCGAUGGCUGGCAGGCCAGUGUUUAGGAGAUUCUAACUGCCCCCGGGCUGGGCAGGGAGGGCCUUUGGCUCUGCGGGUCCCCCUGCCCCUGGCGACUGUCUGGGAUUUGGGCCCAUCGCUGUGCAGGAGCUCUCCCAGCCCGCUGCGCCUGUGGCGGGGCACAAAGCAAUGGGGGUGUUCCUCGGCUUGCAUCUGCCCUGGCAGCAUCUCGACCCAGGGAAGACGAAGCAGGGUAGAAAGCAUCCUGGGAGAGGUCUGCGUGGCCCACGUGGGGUGGCACAGGUGACACCUCUCCCAAGUGUGGAAGGCCGUGGCCCAGGAAGCCCCGUGGACGGACGGUACCACCAUGUAGACACUGCCCACUGGCACGCCCCGUGCUGGGGGCUGCCGGAGCGCCCAGGAGAGAACCACGGUGGGUAGAGUUCCGGGUGCCCAGCCCUUUCCGCUCAGGCCAGCUCUGCCUGCUGCUGAACCUGGGGCUCCCUGCAGAAGCGCUAGGCUUUGCUGAGGGCUCCGCCUUGCACUGGGCUCAGUGUGAUUGUGGGGACUGAGCAGAGUGGGUGGGUCCAGGAACAGUGGCCGGAGACAGGGUGGUGCGCUCAGGCCUGGGUCUGACCCCAGCAGGUGGGCCCUGCCACCUGGCUUUCUAUCGCCUCAGCCCUUGCUGGGUGAAUGAUGACCAGACCAGAAUGCUUGUGCCCAGGCCCACCUCCCCUCAGUCAGCAGCCUGUUUCGGUCUGGGGGUCCCAGUGACCAUCAGGCCUGCUGUCAGGGACGAACCUGAACAGCCAGCGUCUGUGCAGCCUUCCUGUCUGGCACGAGGGAACUGGCAGGCAGGUGAGAGGUUGUGGGAAGCGGUUGAUGGGGCAAUGAGGAGGAGGAGGAGCAGGGUAAGGAGACAGCGUGGCCCCCGAGGAGGGCAGAGCCUGAGAGCUGGGAGGGGUAAGUGAGAAAAGGAUGUGGGGGGAGUUUAGAGUCGGCUGCCUUGGGAAGGAGUGAGUUCCUGUUGCUGGAGGUAUUCAAGUGACGACUAGAUGGCUGCUUGUCAGGAAGCUGUUGAGAGGAGUCGGGUUAUGGAAGUGUAGCUGGAUGGUUCCUUUUUACUGAGAGGCUAUGAUUCAGCCAGGGGCAGUAAGGCUGCAAGGGGGCUGGGAGCCUGGGAAGGGAAGGUCAGAACUACAGUUAGAAACUGAAAUGCCUUACAGAGCCGGGCAGGUGAUUAAAAGGAGGACUGCAGGGCUGGGUGAGGACUGCGGCAAACUACAGAGGGCAUUAACCCCAUUAAAGCAGCUACAGCUGCUCAGUUUUUCUCAGAGUGCAGGCCCUGCAUUGCCAGAUGUUCUGAUUUUUUAGAGGCCAGAACUCUGAAUUUUUCUGUGAGAUACCCUGAUUUUUAAACGUUGGCAGUCAGUUCAGGAAAUUUAAAAAACCAACAUGAAGGAGCAUGUGGGUCUGUAAUCUCUGCAGCACAGAGUUGUGCUGGGGAAUGGGAGGUAUGGAAGUUCCAGGCUUGCCAGGGCAG